Molecule: messenger RNA, 1493 nt
Organism: Erythranthe guttata (spotted monkey flower)
Lineage: Eukaryota; Viridiplantae; Streptophyta; Magnoliopsida; Lamiales; Phrymaceae
Product: gibberellin 20 oxidase 2
Source: RefSeq, a predicted model, not a curated record
UAGCAAAAUAUGCAACUAACUAAUAUUUUCAAUUUCUUUCUUAUCACUCACUACCUCUCUCAUGAAAAUGAAACACUUGUACUUUAUUUUAAUAGCCAAAGGGCCCUUUGAUUGUUCUUUGCUCUCACACACCCCACCAACACUUUCAAUUUUGGCACUAUAGAUACCCCUCUCUUUUCAACUCACAAAUCCUUGAAACAAACAACAUAUGUACAAAUCCCUCAUGGACUCAAGUACCUCAACUCUCCUUCUUUGUCCCCCACUUGAACUCCUCAAAAAAAAUAGAGAUAAUAAUAGUAAUAGUAAUAAUAAUAAUAACAAUGGCGUUCUACUCUUCGACACGAACCUCCUCGAAAAACAACAAAAUCUCCCCACGCAAUUCCUUUGGCCUAACGAGGACUUAGCCUACGCAGCUCAAGACGAGCUCACCGAUCCACCGGUCGACUUGAACGGCUUCUUAAGCGGCGAUCAAGAAUCGACCGAUCGAGCCGCCGCCCAAAUUAGGGCGGCGUGCUUGAACCACGGUUUCUUCCAAGUCAUCAACCACGGUGUCGACGGAACUCUAGUUAGCGCGGUGCAUGACGAGAUGGACGCAUUUUUCAACCUCCCCUUGAGCAAGAAACUUAGUGUGAAGAGAAAACCAGGCUGUCUUUACGGCUAUUCGGGCGCCCACGCCGAUCGGUUUUCUUCCAAGCUCCCGUGGAAGGAGACGCUCUCCUUCACUUACGAGCACGCAAACGAACCGCAGCUUGAUGUCGUUAACUACAUCAAAUCUUCCCUAGGGCAAGAAUUUGAAGGAUCAGGGUAUGUUUAUCAGAAAUAUUGUGAAGCAAUGAAUAAUUUGUCACAAGUAAUAUUGGAACUCUUGGCGAUAAGCCUAGGCGUCGAACGGUUUUACUACUCCAAGUUUUUCGAAGACGGUAGAUCUGUAAUGAGGGGGAAUAACUACCCACCUUGUAGAAACGCGGGCCUCACCUUUGGCACCGGACCUCACUCCGACCCUAACUCGUUGACAAUACUCCAUCAAGAUCAAGUUGGAGGGCUCGAAAUCUUUUCGGACAACAAAUGGCGAGCAAUUAAACCUCGUCGCGACGCAUUUGUUGUCAACAUUGGAGACACAUUCAUGGCAUUAUCGAAUGGAAGGUAUAAGAGUUGCUUGCAUAGGGCAGUGGUGAACAAAGAGAGAGUCAGGAGAUCAAUUGUGUUUUUUGUGAACCCGAAAGACGACAAAAUAGUGAGGCCCCCACCACCACAAAAAAGAAAGGAUAUAAAUGUAAUUAUGAAGAAAGAAGAGGAAGAAGAAAGGGUGUAUCCAGAUUUCACAUGGUUGGAUUUGCAAGAAUUCACACAAAACCAUUACAGGGCAGACACCACUACCCUCCAAAACUUUGUCCACUGGCUUUCCUCCAACAAACAAACACAACCUUAAAAUAUUAAUUAUUAGUGUUUCUUGGUUUGUCUUUUUUCCUUUUUUCUUUUUUUUCUUUUUUUUU